This is a messenger RNA of Neoarius graeffei (lesser salmon catfish), 1733 nucleotides long. RefSeq names its product CUGBP, Elav-like family member 4 (gene celf4). Gene Ontology annotation, cellular component: cytoplasm; ribonucleoprotein complex; nucleus. The record is from RefSeq and is a predicted model, not a curated record. Gene Ontology annotation, biological process: mRNA splice site recognition; regulation of alternative mRNA splicing, via spliceosome. Gene Ontology annotation, molecular function: mRNA binding. Bases 48 to 1589 code for a protein of 513 amino acids. The transcript is spliced from 14 exons. NCBI's taxonomy places the organism in Eukaryota, Metazoa, Chordata, Actinopteri, Siluriformes, Ariidae.
CUGACUUGCCGCCGCCGCCGCUGCUGAUCAACGGGUCGCCGUCGACGAUGACAACUUUAGCGAACGGGCAGGCGGACGGCGCGGCGAACGGGCUCGUGAACGGAAUAAGCCACGGUCACGGCGCGCCGGGCUGCGCCACCAUUCCCAUGAAGGACCAUGACGCCAUCAAGCUGUUUGUCGGCCAGAUCCCGCGCAACCUGGACGAGAAGGACCUGCGGCCGCUCUUCGAGGAGUUCGGCAAGAUCUACGAGCUCACCGUGCUGAAGGACCGAUUCACGGGCAUGCACAAAGGCUGUGCCUUUCUUACAUACUGUGCCAGAGAGUCAGCAUUGAAAGCCCAGACGGCCCUGCAUGAGCAGAAGACAUUGCCAGGGAUGAACAGGCCGAUCCAGGUGAAACCUGCCGACAGCGAGAGCAGAGGAGAAGACAGAAAGCUGUUUGUGGGCAUGCUGAACAAGCAGCAGUGCGAGGAUGACGUGCGACGCCUGUUUGAGGCCUUCGGCAGCAUCGAGGAGUGCACCAUUCUCCGAGGCCCUGACGGAAACAGCAAAGGCUGUGCGUUUGUGAAGUACUCCUCUCAUGCAGAAGCUCAGGCAGCCAUCAGCGCGCUACACGGCAGCCAAACCAUGCCUGGUGCCUCUUCCAGUCUGGUUGUGAAGUUUGCAGACACAGAUAAAGAACGCACCAUUCGGCGCAUGCAGCAGAUGGCUGGUCAGAUGGGCAUCUUCAAUCCUAUGGCCCUGCAGUUUGGAGCGUAUGGAGCCUACGCACAGGUGCAGCAGCAGGCAGCACUGAUGGCGUCUGUAGGACAGGGAGCGUAUCUCAGUCCUAUGGCUGCGUUCGCUGCAGCUCAGAUGCAGCACAUGGCCACCAUCAAUGGUCUGCCAGGAGCCCCCAUGACCCCUACGUCAGGAGGGAGCACACCCCCAGGGAUUACCGCUCCCACGGUGACCAGCAUCCCCUCUCCAAUCAGUGUGAACGGUUUCACGGGACUGCCCCCUCCUCAAGCCAACGGCCAGCCACCUGCCGAGGCUGUGUUCACCAACGGGAUCCACCCAUAUCCAGUGUUGCAGGAGGUGGUUUUUAGGGAAGACUCGGAGAAGGGCGGCUUGGGCGUCGCUCAGCGGAGUUGUUUUGGGGUACAGGGAAGCUGUUUCCUCUCUUCUCUAUCUGAAGCUCAGAGUCCCACAGCAGCUGAUCCUCUUCAGCAGGCGUAUGCGGGAGUCCAGCAAUAUGCAGCCUACCCAGCUGCAUACGGACAGAUCAGCCAGGCCUUUCCUCAGCCUCCUCCUAUAAUCCCACAGCAGCAGAGAGAAGGGCCGGAAGGCUGUAACCUGUUCAUCUACCACCUCCCUCAGGAGUUUGGGGAUGGCGAGCUCAUGCAGAUGUUCCUGCCUUUCGGUAAUGUCAUCUCCUCCAAAGUGUUUGUGGAUCGGGCGACAAACCAAAGUAAAUGCUUUGGCUUUGUGAGCUUCGAUAACCCAGCCAGUGCCCAGGCUGCCAUCCAAUCCAUGAAUGGCUUCCAGAUCGGCAUGAAGAGACUCAAAGUGCAGCUCAAAAGGCCAAAGGAUGCCAACCGCCCUUAUUAGCCCCGCCCCCGAUGUCCCUCACCCUGGAGGUGAAGGCCACUGUAGCACUGGGGGAACAACAGGUUUUAUAGAGAGGGAACCCAUGUUGAUAACAUGACUAACACACAAAAGAGACACAAAAGGACAAGCUCAACGUGGCUGUGG